This is a messenger RNA of Malania oleifera, 3870 nucleotides long. RefSeq lists its product as uncharacterized. Lineage: Eukaryota; Viridiplantae; Streptophyta; Magnoliopsida; Santalales; Ximeniaceae. The record is from RefSeq and is a predicted model, not a curated record. The coding region runs from base 1833 to 3245 and encodes 470 amino acids. The transcript has 2 exons.
GUUGAAUGAAAAAGGUUCUUCCUUUGUGGAGCUCUUGAAGCUUUGUUCCGAUCCUUGCGAUUGAGUGGCGUGAGACUACGACGUUCUCCUCGAAGAUCAGUUGGUGUGAGACCAACAACCUAUCCGACAUCUAUCUAUCACAAUCCAUCCAUCACAUCUAUACCAUCUUAGAUCAUCUUGCGCCAUCUGCACAUGACGAACAACAAGCAACAACCUUUAAACCAGUUCACCGCGAUCUUGACAAAUUCCUUAGUCUGAUUCAUAUUUGUUGAUCAUUGGAAAGUUAUUCAAACGAUCCACAUGGUAAAACUCAUCCCUACCCAUCCAUAACUUUGUUUAUCAUCUUUUUUUUUUUUAGAUUACAUAAAUCGUAUUUUCGCAAAACCCUAUAAAAAUCCCAUUUUUAAGUCUACCCUUCGCUACCCAGUCGCCUGACAGUGUCUAUUUUUUGACUUGAUGUGUGGUUUUUCCUAUCAAAACCUCCACAUCUUCAACAACAUUUAACAUAAAAGUUGUGCGAAAUUUUCCUUGCUUUUGUUUGACACCAAGAUAACCUUAUUUGGAGUUCUGUAGUGAAUGUUAUGCCCCAAAUACCGAAGGGUGUUCGCAAUUGAAAAUCCAUUAGCUGCUUUUGGGAUUCUCCAAAUUUCUCAGUUUAAACAUAUAUUUGAAUGUCAAGCAUGGGAAUAUGAUUGUGGUAGCUUAGAAUUAUUUUCUUGAAUGAUUGAAGAGUAUGUUCAUGGCAUAUAACUUGAUUAUCUUGUGAAAGAACAACCUGGGACUGAAUUUGAAUAUAAUUAUAUACCUUUUUAAGAUCCUUGGACCGCAUGAUAAAGCAUGAUUUAUUUUGUUUAUGUUGGUUUAUUAAAUUUUGAUUUUAAAGUGUUUAUUAUGUGUGUGUUGAUUGAGGGUUGAACACAAGUAGGACUUGGUCACCCUACCCCACCCUACAACAUCUGAGCAUAAACAACUAGGGUGUACCAUCUUGUCCUGCACCAUCUUGGUAUCAGAGCCUAGGUUAGAGCUAGGUUAGAAUAAGUUGAACCCUUAAACCUCAUCCUCCUUUGGUUGAAUUGACCUCCCCAAGUUGUUGUUGUGAGAAGUAGCCCUUUUUUUUUUUUUUUUUUUUAAUGAUUUAAUGGCAACUAGAGUUAGUAACUGUUACAUAGGUCGAAGGAUUUGUGAUGAAAGAGAACUUCCUAUGCCUCCUAAAGAAAUAUCUCCCCUUCUUCCACAAAGGCAAGUGAAUCAUCAAGAUGAUCUUUCUAGGAGACCACAGCGUCAUGAGCCCUAUGUCCAACAUUGGGAUAAUGAGGACUAUGACGUUGAUGACCUUAAUGUUAGGAGACCUUACCAUAGGGACCGUCGUGAUCCUUACAAGGAUGUAAUGAGGAUAAAAUCCCCCACCUAUGAUGGGUAGAUGGAUCCUAAAGUCUUCCAAGAUUUGUUGACUAGGAUGGAUGCCUAUUGAUUGGUGUAAGAUGACUGACCCUCAUCGGAUUAUGUUUGUAAAAAUGAAAUUAACGGGGCAAGCCAAACUCCUUUGGAUAAAUGUUGAGAGGCAAGAAGCGAGGUUAAACGAUAGACCCAUUGAGCAUUGGGAUUUAAUGAAGGAUAGAUUAAGGGAGAAGUAUGAACCCCUUAGUUAUAAAGAGCACCUUAUAGGUCAAAUUUACAGUUUGCAUCAAUGUAGCAUGACUGUUUCAGAAUAUAUGAAUUAAUUCGAUAAGCUGAUUGUAAGAUGUGGUGUCUAUGAGGUUGAUAGUCAAUAGACCUCCCGAUUUUGUCUAGGACUAAAGCCUGAACUGAGGAGAAAACUAUUCUCGUAUCACAUGGAGUCCUUUAAACAUGCCUAUAGUUUAGCUUAUAACUUUGAGCAAAGGAGUAAAGAGCCCAUGGGAAAAUGGUUUGAUACCUCUUCCAAUGAGUCAUACUCUCACCAGAUUCAGAGUUAUGAAAAGUACCGAUUAGAGCAAUCAGGUCUAGUCACCUCUCAAGAAAGCAAUUCCCCAGUCCAACAACUUAUGGACAAAGGAAAAGCACCCAUGAACUUGGCACUUGAAAGGGAAGAUGGUGAGAAAGAUAAGAAGGAGAAGAAAGAAGCUAGUGGUGAAUCCUUGAACACCAUAUGUAAAAAGCUGUUUGAGCAGGAUAGUCAAGAUACCAAGGUAGUGUCGGUAGAUGUUCGUAAGGAGACUGAAAUACCCCUUCUUGAGAAAGAAACACCCUUAGAAGUAUCAUCCCUACCUUCUGAGUUUGGUAAUGUCAUUCUUGAGCCACUGAGUGAGCUACCUCCCAUGGGAAAGAUUCCGUAUGUCACAGACCUUCUUCCUUAUUCACCUUUGCCUUAUAUAUCACCUCAUAGUGUGAACCUGAUAGAAAAUGAGGAGUUGAAUAUACAAGUGAAAGAAUUGAAGGAACUUGACUUUGUUCAUAAGAAUUUAGUUCCACUUACCUGCCCUACUGUCCCUAAUCUCAAGAAAGCUAAAAUUUUGAGCAUAUGCAUCAACAAAAUUGACAUCAAGAAUAGGUUUCCCAAAAUCAUUGUUUCUGAUAGAGAUGUGAAGCACAUAAGUUACUCUUUGAAAGCCUGGAGGACCAUAUUAGGCACCAAACUUAAAUGUCCUAGUGCUUAUCACCUCAAAACCAAUUGGCAAGUUGAAGUAGUGAAUAAGAAGCCUGUAGAUCUUAUUCCACUACCACUUAAGUCUAAAGUGAGUGAGCCAACUGAUGCCUUUGAAAAACAUAUACAUGAGCUACACUCUAAAAUUAGAAUGACGAUUAAUCUGAACAAUGAACAUUAUAAAUCUAUUGCUGAUAUUCAUUGCAGGUUACAAGAAUUUUCAGAGGGUGAUAUGGUUAUGAUCUGUAUUCAUCCCAAACAGAUUCUGGUAGGAAAGGUAAGAAAGUUAUAUGUUAAGAAAAUGGGUCAUUUCAAGAGUUUAAAGGAAAUAAGUUCUAAUGCUUAUAUGAUUGAUACUCCCAUUGAAUCUUACAUUUGUAAUGUGUUUAAUGUUGAGAACUUAACAACAUUUAUUGUAGCAUCUUCUUUUGUAGAUACUUCUAUUUCUAACCCUACAGGUAAUACCUCUCCAUUCUCCAUUUAUCAUGCCCCCGAACCAAAGAAAUUGCCUUUACCACCAUCACCACCAAUAUUUAAGAACCGUGAUGACAUUGAGGAAAUCUUGGAUGACAAAACCAUGAUCACACGAGCUGGAUCCUAUCAGAAAUUUUGGGUUAAGUGAAGAGAUAAGCCAAUUUCAGAGCGCAACUGGAUUUUGAAGGAAGAUUUAAUUUGUCUCAACUUGGAAUAUGUUUUGACGCGUGGACAACCUCCAGAUGCCUACAUUCUUCGCCGACAUGGUGACUACCGUGGACGACCUCCAAAUGUCUAUGUUCUUCGUCGACAUGAUGACCACCUUUUGUUCGUUGACAUGGUGACACGUGGACGGCCCCUGGAUGUCCACAUAUACUUCAAGACUUUAUGGAAAUACUUGAAGAUUUUUCAGCACAAAGAAGCCCGAGUUGUGAUUUUGCAAUUCUGAGAUCAAGACCCUUGUAGGCCCCACAUGGAUCUACUAGGCCCCACACAGCACAUCUAGGCCCCACAUAGCUUGGACUUCCUUUUUUAUUUUAUUUUAUUUAAUUAAUUACAUUAUGCGUUGUUAGGUAUUUACUUUAUGAGAGGAUUGAGUGAUUAAUAAGUUUUAAUUGUGAACAUUAAAGUGAGUCAUCCCUCAUGCUUGUAUGGGGAUGUUUAGGUAAUUUAGCAUUUAAUUUUUUACUUUCCUAUAUAUAUUACUAUUGUAAACGCUAGAAGGCAGCCAAGUUUGAUUAUUGAAUGAAAAGAAAGGUUCUUUCUUUGAGAAA